Molecule: messenger RNA, 990 nt
Organism: Fragaria vesca subsp. vesca
Lineage: Eukaryota; Viridiplantae; Streptophyta; Magnoliopsida; Rosales; Rosaceae
Product: NAC domain-containing protein 43-like
Exons: 3
Coding region: 1-990 (329 amino acids)
Biological process (GO): regulation of DNA-templated transcription
Molecular function (GO): DNA binding
Source: RefSeq, a predicted model, not a curated record
AUGACUGAAAAUAUGAGCAUAUCUGUGAACGGCCAAUCUCAAGUCCCUCCUGGUUUCAGAUUUCAUCCAACUGAAGAGGAGCUCUUGCAGUACUACUUGAGGAAGAAGGUCUCCGGUCAGAGGAUUGAUCUGGAUGUCAUCCGCGAGGUUGAUCUCAAUAAACUUGAACCAUGGGACGUCCAAGAAAAGUGCAAUAUAGGAACCACACCACAAAAUGAUUGGUAUUUCUUCAGCCACAAGGACAAGAAGUAUCCAACCGGAACGCGCACGAAUCGUGCAACAGCUGCCGGGUUCUGGAAGGCCACCGGCCGUGAUAAGGUGAUACGCAGCAACUGCUUGCGGAUUGGCAUGAGAAAAACUCUUGUGUUCUACAAAGGCAGAGCUCCCCGCGGCCAAAAAUCCGAUUGGAUCAUGCACGAGUAUAGACUCGAUGACAACACUAGCAGAAUCACUAAUGUCUCCGUUGUCGUUGGGGAGGCAGAUCAGGAGGGGGGAUGGGUGGUUUGCAGAAUCUUCAAGAAGAAAAAUCUCCACAGACCAAUGCUGAGUGCUACUACUUCAUCCAUCACAACAGAUACUACAAGAAGUACCCACCAACUCUUAUAUAAUUCUUGUGAUGCUGACGAGGGAGCUUUGGAGCAUGAACUUAAGGUCAUGGAAUCAAGGACCUGUAACGGCUGCAAGGAAGAGACUAAUGAAGCAAACAACUCGUUGUUCAUGAACCACAUUCAUGGGUUUCAUGACGAUGUUGAUAGAUUCUUUAAUCUUCCUAGCCUACAGAGCCCAGACUCAUCUGCAGAGAAUGAUGACCAGGUGAGUCAUCAACGAGUGGACUGGGUUGGCCUCACCAACUGGGCAGCGCUUGAUCGUUUCGUGGCUUCAGAACUCGAUGGCCGUGAAAUGAUGACGUACCCGGAAUCAGGGAACUACUUCAUUACUGAUCAUCAUGAUUUUCAUGAUCAUGAGCUCCAAUUACCAACUACUCUGUGA